ACAAUAUUUAUUUCCUUUCACAGAAAUGUCCCGAGUCUUAGUAACCACUGUUUGUACAAAUCUUUGGAUGAAAGGAAACGUAAGGGUUCAAGGCUCUUAUUAUAUACUGCUUGUUACACUUUAUAACAGAUGUCAUCACAGUAGGUAGGAAUUAACAUUCCAAAGCCCAGAGGGUGGAUACCUCUUCAUUCCCAUAUAUAUAAAACUCAUCGAGUAACCUGCCUCAAAGCAAGGCCGACUGAAAACAGGUGAGUCUGAAUCCAUUCAGAGUAGAUAUUCAGGGGAAGAAGCCUUGACUUUUGCUUUGAUUUACUGUUUUGUUAUUAUUGCAGUUGUUGUGCUGUUUCUACUUAAGGCUUGCAAUGGUUUCUGUGGUGGGACAGAAAACAAAAUGGUUGAUAACUUGAAAUUUUAUAUGGCAAUUUUCUGCACGUAGGAGCAGCUACAAAUCAUAGUGCUAGCUGGGGCCCCAUAUGGACUUGCCAUUGAAUUAAGAGUUAUUGAGUCAAGCUGUGCUGAUCCAAUAUUCUAUUCUUGCAAAUAGAAUCACAGAAUCGUAGAGCUGUUUGAGUUGGAAGGGACUCUGAGGGGUAAUCUAGUCCAAUUCCCUCACAAUGAAUAGGGACACCUACAGCUAGAUCUGGUUGCUCAGAGAAAUACUCAAUGUUAGGGCUCAACCUGAGCUCAGGCAGUGGGUUUGGCCUCCUGAAUAAGCUCUCUCAGGGCACUGGAGUCUUUCAGAUGACGUGGAUGGACUGUUUGUGUUCAAACAUCCAUGCGGUCUAGUUUACAGUAGAAAUAACUAUUAGGCUGGAGAAAAGGACAAGCCUUAUUAAAAUCAAUAAGGCAUUUUCAGGUGUUAAUAGCAUUGCAGAAGGAUUGCCUGCAAGGGCUGUGGCAUUGUUUUGUACUUAAAACCCUCUUGGGGAAAAAAAAAGCAUUUGUAAGUUGUAAAACUGCAUGGUUUUAACGCGCUCUGCAGCAAGGCAAUCGAUGUUUUUUUUUCCAGUCAAUAGCUAUUAUCUGAUGAUAUUUUGCAUUUUUAUUGAUAAACACAAGAGGCAUUUAUUACUGAAGUGAUUAUCUGCCAUUAUCAUGCACCUGAAUAUAUGCAGAGGUUUUACUGUAUCAGCAAAUGACAGGCCAAAACAUCCCUGCUGACAAUGGCUACCAGCUUAGUGCUUCCCUCUCGAUCUGAUAAUGAUGGCACGGUGGUACUCCUUUGGAGGAGAUGUCCCUCCAAACCAUCCUGAAUAAGUAGGAAAUAAGCAAGUGGGGCUCCCAUCUCCUCCCAUGACCACACUCUGAAGCCAGUGGGUGAUGGGAAGGAACAGGAGAGCUUUUGCCGUGCAUACUUUCUUCCAGGGCUGCUGAAUAUCAGCUCCAACUUCAUGUUGUGUUUUCAGGUGUCCUGGAGCAGCUGAGGAGAGCCAUCGCCAUGGUCACUGCGCUGCUUUUGCUGGGCCUUUCGGCCCUGUUUGCUCCAUCUAUGAGCUACAGUUGCUAUGGUGAUAUCAGUGCUCUUCAAGCACCCACAAUUUCCUGCACAGCCGUAAGAGCUCAGGACUGCGGCCCUGCUGCUCUGAGGAGGACGGUGGAAGCGGACGUCAUUCGCUUGAGGAAAUACGAGGUGCCCAUUAAAAGAGUGGCCAGAAGGCUGUGCCUGGACCCGGCGCUCAUUGCUGCCAUCAUCUCUCAGGAGAGCCGUGCCGGCCUGCUGCUGAACAAUGGCUGGGACCAGGGCCAGCAGCGGUACGGCCUGAUGCAGAUUGACAGGAGGUAUUAUCAGCCCUUUGGGACGUGGGACAGUGAGGAGCACAUAAACCAGUGUUCGAGCAUGCUGGUGGCAGGAAUCAACGAAGUGAGGGCAAGGCACCCUGCCUGGAGCUGGGACCAGCAGCUGCGAGGGGGAAUUUGCACCUACCAUGCAAGAGCCGGCAACCUCCAGAUCUAUGAUGAAGACCCCUGCAGCAGAGACAACAACUAUGUCAACAGUGUGAUCAGCAGGGCCCAAUACUUCAAGAGAAAUGGGUUCUAGCUCAGUGACCCCCUGCCACCAAGCCUCCGCUACAUGUAGACUAGCCCAGUAGCGACACUAGUACCCAGAGCCUCCCAGGGACCUGGCAGGACUGAUGUGACUCACAGGGACAACACACCACAAUCUGGAGGCCUUUAGAAUUCAGAUAGUGACAUCCAAGUGAUGCUAAAAUGUUGGGUGAGGACGCUCCUUGUAUCAGGAGCUGAACCUGGGGCUGUUCAUGCAUCUCCAAGGUGUGGAUGCAAACAGCUCUCCCUCAGCAUGGGCUGUGCUGCCCAUGUUCUCUCCUACAAAUAGGAGGGAUAACUCCUUGAGUUUUCUCCCCUUUGAUAGUGCUGGCCACUUCCCAAUGAAGAGGCUCCCCUCUGAGUCUUCCAUCACUCCAUACACACCUGUCACAGUAUCAGUGCUGGUAACAACCUCAACACCUUCCCUGCUUUGCCUUCGGAGCAUUUGUGCUAGAACUUGCCAAGUUUAAAAGCAUUCCAGCUUCUGUCCCUCUGUCCUGCCAGUUUGCCUGACUUAUUAGGAAUAGGUAAGCUCUGGGUUUGUAAACUGUUUGAAAGUACUUUUUAAUGUGGAUGGUUCUGGGUGCAAAUUUAGGUUUACUGGCAAUCAAAAUAAAGAUAAAUGUUGAAUUCCAUUUUUUUUGUUUGCUUGGCAAUGUAUUCAUCUUUGUUGUUUCACAAGGCAUGGUCAGUGGCAACCUGUGACUUAGGUAAUUAGCCCAAUUUGGGACUUACUGAGAACAGAAAGAAGAAAACUGAGCAGCAGAGCAGCAGUAGGAAGAGCUGGGCUGGGAGACAGGCACACAGCAGCCCAGGACAAGGAAAUAGGGACAUUCAUAUUUAGCCUUGCUCACCACUGAUGGUUGGACUAGACGGACUGUUAUGAAUGGACUAGUGGUCUUCUCCAAUCUUAAUGAUUCUAUGAUUGUUUGAGGGGCAGCAGGGCAUAUUCCUGGCAGCCGUCACCAGCUCUGAUGCAGAAACUGCAUCUCACAGUCACCAUCCAGGAGGGCUGGCACAGGCACUGUGAAAGCUGACUUGGAGACAGCCUUUGCAAGCUGAGCUAUUCCAGUGCUUUGCACUUUGGUUUCCUGUGGUCUCAUCAGUCACUCACCUGCUUACCAUCCCAGCAAGGAUUGUGUGUAAGUGAAAUAUUUGCAGGCAGUUUUACAUUUACAAUUUCUGGAGGCCAGAGGGAGCUAUAGGACAUUUCUAACAUUACUGUGUUUUGUUUUGUUUUAAAACUCCAGGAAACA
Meleagris gallopavo (turkey) is the source of this 3302-nucleotide messenger RNA. RefSeq names its product lysozyme g-like. Gene Ontology annotation, biological process: defense response to Gram-positive bacterium; peptidoglycan catabolic process. The record is from RefSeq and is a predicted model, not a curated record. Lineage: Eukaryota; Metazoa; Chordata; Aves; Galliformes; Phasianidae. Gene Ontology annotation, molecular function: lysozyme activity. Gene Ontology annotation, cellular component: extracellular region.